AUGGCGAAUUCCCCUAUCCCAUAUGUUCUCUAUUUCAUCGUAUGUGUUUUUACACUCAAAGAAUUAAACAUGGUUGUGACGGAGCCAUACAUGGAUGAACCGUUUCAUGUUCCUCAAGCACUUGCAUACUGUCGAGGUGAAUGGACAUCAUGGGACCCAAAAAUCACCACCCCGCCCGGACUAUACGUCCUCAGCGUCAUCUUUCAUCGAAUCUUCAUGUUCAAAUGCACACUACCGCUCCUUCGCCUGACAGCCACCCUCACCCUUCUCACCUUACCUCUGGUUCUCGGCCGUCUUCUUGCGUUUUACCAGCGCCGUCGCCCACCACCCCUCCUUUCGCCCUCACUCGAGGCCGUCGUGCUGUCAUUCUUCCCAAUAGCAUGGUUCUUUGGCUUUCUGUACUAUACGGACGUUCCAGGUCUGGUUUUUGUCCUCAGCACAGCUGUUGCAGCGACGCAGAACAAACACUGGCUUGCUGCUCUGCUAGGCCUCAUCAGUUGCACUAUGCGCCAGACUAACGUGGUUUGGGUCAUUUACGCGUUUGCUGUAAGCCAACUCAUGUAUCUAAGGUUCAGACGUGAGGCGUCAGCUGUAUGGCAUGAUCAGUCUGCGCUUAUCGCAGGUCCAUCUGACAUCGUGCAAUCUAUACUUACCCUGCCAAACAUUAUCCUCGAAAUUCUCCCCGCAUUCAUACCUUACGCGGUCGUCCUUGUGCUCUUCGGGUCAUUUGUAGUGUGGAAUGGGGGAAUCGUGCUAGGCGACAAAUCAAACCAUAUCCCUUCCUUCCAUGUCCCCCAGUUAUACUAUUUCAUCGGUUUCUCAACCAUGAUGGCAUGGCCCGUCUUAUUGUCCGGACCAGGUGGGAUACGAGGGUUGCGAUACAUAUGUAGAAGGGUGCUGGCCACCUCGCUUAUAGCAGCCAUUAUGGCGCUCAGCAUUCAAAAGUUCACAAUCCACCACCCCUUCCUGCUGUCCGACAACCGUCACUAUACAUUCUACAUAUGGCGUCGGAUAUUCAUGCUGCACCCUAUCGUCCCGUACCUCUUUAUCCCAGGUUACCAGGCAUGCGCAUGGGCUUGGUUCCUGCGCAUAGCACCCGAUCAGACCCUCCUCCAAACUCUAGUUCUUCCCGUACUCGUGUUGCCUACGCUCCUGCCGACGCCGUUACUAGAGCCGCGCUAUUUCCUCGUUCCUUACAUCCUGCUCAGGGCCCAAGUCUAUAGCGCGAGCAUUAGAGGGGUCAUUGUUGAGGGACUUUGGUACGCUGUGAUCAAUGCGGCUACGAUGUGGAUAUUUUUGUACAAAGAGAGGGAGGGUGUCGGUAGAUUUAUGUGGUGA
This is a messenger RNA of Serpula lacrymans var. lacrymans S7.9, 1338 nucleotides long. Its product is annotated as glycosyltransferase family 59 protein. The transcript is spliced from 9 exons. Bases 1 to 1338 code for a protein of 445 amino acids. Gene Ontology annotation, cellular component: endoplasmic reticulum. Lineage: Eukaryota; Fungi; Basidiomycota; Agaricomycetes; Boletales; Serpulaceae. Gene Ontology annotation, biological process: dolichol-linked oligosaccharide biosynthetic process; protein N-linked glycosylation. The record is from RefSeq and is a predicted model, not a curated record. Gene Ontology annotation, molecular function: dolichyl pyrophosphate Glc2Man9GlcNAc2 alpha-1,2-glucosyltransferase activity.